Chelonia mydas (Green sea turtle) is the source of this 2119-nucleotide messenger RNA. RefSeq names its product lysine acetyltransferase 5 (gene KAT5). Gene Ontology annotation, biological process: regulation of DNA-templated transcription. Bases 143 to 1714 code for a protein of 523 amino acids. The record is from RefSeq and is a predicted model, not a curated record. The transcript is spliced from 14 exons. Gene Ontology annotation, molecular function: histone acetyltransferase activity. NCBI's taxonomy places the organism in Eukaryota, Metazoa, Chordata, Testudines, Cheloniidae.
AGGCGGGACCGGACGCUACCGAAGCUGAUAUUGAGUGGGCCGGAAGUAGCUAUGACAGACCGGAAGGGCUCCUACGAGUUCCCGGAAGUGUCCCGGCGCGGGGAACGGAAGAGAAGGCCCCGCUCCCCGGCGAGCAUCCAAGAUGGCGGAGGUGGGGGAGGUGACCGAAGGCUGCCGCCUGCCCGUGUUGCGUCGCAACCAGGACAACGAAGAUGAAUGGCCUCUGGCUGAAAUCCUCAGUGUUAAGGACAUCAGUGGCCGGAAGCUUUUCUACGUGCAUUACAUUGACUUUAACAAGCGUCUGGACGAAUGGGUGACCCAUGACCGGCUGGACCUGAAGAAGAUCCAGUUCCCCAAGAAGGAAGCCAAGACUCCCACCAAGAAUGGGCUGCCUGGCUCCCGACCCAGCUCCCCAGAGCGGGAAGUGAGGAAGACCUUGGAUCUGUCUCUACAACCUGCCUCAACUCCAGCCAGCGGUAAGACCCUGCCCAUCCCAGUGCAGAUAACGCUCCGCUUUAACCUACCCAAGGAGAGGGAGGCUGUUCCCGGGGAGCCUGACCAACCCCUCUCCUCCAGCUCCUGUGUCCAGCCGAACCAUCGGACAACGAAACGGAAGGUGGAGGUGGUUUCCCCAGCAACCCCCGUCCCUGCUUCCACAGAGACCACUCAAGCCUCUGUGUUCCCCCAGAACGGCUCAGCCAGGAGAGCCGUGGCUGCCCAGCCUGGCAGGAAGAGGAAGUCCAACUGCCUGGGCACAGAUGAGGACUCCCAGGACAGCUCUGACGGCAUCCCCUCGGCCCCUCGCAUGACAGGAAGCCUUGUGUCGGACCGCAGCCACGACGACAUCAUCACACGCAUGAAGAACAUAGAGUGCAUCGAGCUGGGCCGGCACCGCCUGAAGCCCUGGUACUUCUCACCCUACCCACAGGAGCUCACCACCCUGCCUGUGCUGUACCUCUGCGAGUUCUGCCUCAAAUACGUCAAGAGCCUCAAGUGCCUGCAGAGGCACCUAACCAAGUGCGACCUGCGGCACCCGCCUGGGAAUGAAAUCUACCGCAAAGGCACCAUCUCCUUCUUUGAGAUCGAUGGGCGCAAGAACAAGAGCUACUCACAGAACCUCUGCCUGCUGGCUAAGUGCUUCCUGGACCACAAGACCCUGUACUAUGACACUGACCCCUUCCUCUUCUAUGUCAUGACGGAGUAUGACUGCAAGGGCUUCCACAUCGUGGGCUAUUUCUCCAAGGAGAAGGAGUCCACGGAAGACUACAAUGUGGCCUGCAUCCUGACCUUGCCCCCGUACCAGAGGCGAGGCUAUGGCAAGCUGCUCAUCGAAUUCAGCUAUGAGCUCUCCAAGGUAGAAGGGAAGACGGGGACACCAGAGAAGCCACUCUCAGACCUCGGGCUCCUCUCCUACCGCAGCUACUGGUCCCAGACCAUCCUGGAGAUCCUCAUGAACCUGAAGUCUGAGAACGGGGAGCGCCCACAGAUCACCAUCAACGAAAUCAGCGAGAUCACCAGCAUCAAGAAGGAGGAUGUGAUCUCCACACUGCAGUACCUGAACCUCAUCAAUUACUACAAGGGCCAAUACAUCCUGACACUCUCGGAGGACAUAGUGGAUGGGCAUGAGCGGGCGAUGCUGAAGCGGAUCCUGCGCAUUGAUUCCAAAUGUCUGCACUUCACCCCCAAGGACUGGAGCAAGAGGGGCAAGUGGUGAGAGGCAGGGCCUGUCUGCCACCCACUCCCCCAUGGCCCUGGCAUGGGGCCUCACAGCCAUCCAGCUAAUGUGCAGCUCUUGGGAGCUUAUCCCAGAGCCGGGACAGACUGGGCAACAGCAUCUCCAAGGGUGAUCGUGUGCUCUACCACAGGGCUAGGCUCCGGUCGUGGCUCGACCCCCAUGGGAAGGGGCAGAGGCCCCCAUGCUGCUCUCCUUGACUCAGUGCCAGGGUGAGGGCCCCAUUUGUAUGUAGGACUUACAUCUUGCCAGGCCAUCCUGUACAGUGUGGGCUAUGACCGAGGAGCCCAACGACUGGGAAUGGGUGGCCCUGGGACCUGGAAGCUGGCUGGCAUCUGCGUUUCUGUCACUCGAACUGAUUUUUUGAUAAAGAUCCUGGAACUAAAA